Messenger RNA from Humulus lupulus (European hop), 1854 nucleotides. RefSeq lists its product as uncharacterized. The record is from RefSeq and is a predicted model, not a curated record. NCBI's taxonomy places the organism in Eukaryota, Viridiplantae, Streptophyta, Magnoliopsida, Rosales, Cannabaceae. The transcript is spliced from 3 exons. The coding region runs from base 1 to 1854 and encodes 617 amino acids.
AUGGAGGAGGUGGAGAUUGAAGCGUCGUUAUGGAAAAACGCUAUUGUCUGUAUUGUGCUUGGUGCUAACCCGCCCUUUAGAGUGUUUGAAGGUUUUGUCAAAAGAGUUUGGGGAAACCUAGGUGUUGAUAAGAUUGUGAGAAUGCACUCAGGUUUCACAUUAGUUAAUUUCAAGGACGAAGCUACUCGGGAUCUGAUAUUGGAAACGGGUGUCAUUCAUUUUGACAAAAAAACAGUUGUCCUUCGUCCUUGGACAACAGACAUGGAUUCUGUGAGAAUGGUAAAGUUUGUUCCGGUGUGGAUUCGGUUGAAUGGCUUGGGAUUGCAAUGCUGGGGAAAAAAUAGUCUCAGUGCUCUGGUGAGUACUAUUGGCAAGCCGAUAAUGAUGGACAAGGUGAAUCAGAGUAGAUCGAUGGUGAAAUAUGCUCGGGUUUUGGUGGAUAUGGAGAUUUCGGACCACCCUCCUAAAACUAUUGCUUACAUCAAUGAACGGGAACAAUUAGUCGAACAAUUGGUUGAGUAUGAAUGGCUCCCCUCUAAGUGUGCUGCGUGUGCUCAAUUAGGGCUUAUAGUGGCUAAUUGUAACAAGGAAAAAGGAGUGGUUUGGAAGAAGAAUACCACUGUUGAGAAAGGAGAGAAAUCAGAACAGAAGCAAAAUGGUUCAGAGAUUGAACAACAGCAGCCAUCUGGGUCUGCUAUACUAGAAAAAAGAGUGCAUAAUUCGACAAGUGUUGUUGCAGAUGAGAGGGAAAAGAGCUUGUGUAAGGGCUUUGAUUCAAAGGAAAGUAAUGAGGAUCAGGGUAUUCCUAUCUCUUCUCAGCUAGAUGAAACAGGCAGAGAUGAAAGUGCUGGCAAUUGGAUUACUCCCAAAAGGCGAGGGCCACGACAGGCAGUGGCAGCUCUUAACAAGGCAGAUGCAGCUCCAAUCAAGGCUAGUUCGAGGUGGAAUGUGAGGGGUAUGAAUAAAAAAGAAAAGCAAAAAGCUAUUCUAGAUGUUUGUAAGGAGAAUAAGGUUGGUUUUGGAGCUCUUUUUGAAACUAAGGUGAAACAUGAGAAGACACAAGAUGUAUUUGAGAAUAAUUUCCAUAAUUGGGAAUACUUUUCUAGUUCUAUCACCUCUGGUAGGAUUUUGGUUAUUUGGCAAGCUAAGUUUGUGAAGGUCGACAUUUUGCUCGAGGAUCCUCAACUUGUUCACUGCAAGAUAAAAGUGUGUGGCCAGCAGGAGGUUUUCUUUGCCACGGUGGUUUAUCGUAGUAACUCUAUGGGGGAGAGGAAAAAUUUAUGGGACAAGUUGGCUAACAUUGGUCAACUGAAUAAUCCUUGGAUUAUUUUCGAGGAUUUUUAUGCUAUGUUUAGCUUCCAGGACAGGAAUGGUGGGAGACAAAUCUUAGCAAAAGACAUUGCUGAUGCUCAAGACUGGUUGGCUUUAGGCCAAGUGGAAGAAUUCAAGUUCUCUGGAGCGCACUUUACUUGGUCCAACAAACAUGAUGAGUUGAACAAGGUGGGGAUCAAACCCUUUAGAUAUUGUAAUCACUGGUUGCAUUAUAGAGGUUACAAAGAGACUGUUUUGAAUAGCUGGAACUCUACUUCAGGUUCGGGAGGGGGUCUUAAUAAGAUUGUGCAGAAACUCUUUAGAGUUAAACAUGUUUUGAAAAGAUUUAACAGGGAAGAGGUUGGUGAUGUUGUCUUGGAUUACAAGUUGGCUAAGGAGGAACUCAGCAAAGGUCAGGAGGCCUUGGCUUCUAAUCCCUCUGACUAUACUGUGCAUCAAGCUGUUAUUCAAGUUCAGCAGAAGUUUUCUGUUAUGCAGAACCGGUACUCUAGCUAUCUUAAGCAGCAUAGUAAAGUUAAUUAG